Molecule: messenger RNA, 780 nt
Organism: Trichoderma atroviride IMI 206040
Lineage: Eukaryota; Fungi; Ascomycota; Sordariomycetes; Hypocreales; Hypocreaceae
Source: RefSeq, a predicted model, not a curated record
AUGUUUGAUGCUGGCUCGCAAGCCUUCAUUCCCUCGACAACCCCACCCUCUUUGUUCUCCAUAUUGCGUGGAGCUAGAGUUGCGGUUAUGCAAAACCAAGGUUUGGAGACGCAUUUAAUUGGCAUCUGCUUUGUUCUUGGCCUGAUUUUGGAUUUUUUUUCCCUUUUCCGUCUCACCGUUAGCCCCGUGGGCUACGCAAUCCUCGCUGGCGCGACCAGGGCUAUCCUGGAGCUGCCGCCUGUCACCCUGGACUGCCAGCCCUGGUACCCAGGGAAGGGGAAGAGAGAGAAGGCGUGUUGGCUCGAUAUCUGGGUGGAUACACUGGAGCUUUCCGAACUGCUCGUGCUCCAGAGCAAGAAGCGGCCAAUGAGGCCGAGUGAAUUGCUGGUGGCACCUGUGCGAGGACCACCACUUGCUGUACCUCAUACGGAGAUGAAGAAGGGUGAUACUGGACUCGUGCGCGUAGAAGCAACAAUUUCUGGUGAGAAUGGGCUAGAGGCAACGCUACACGACGCAAGGAUCGUGACCAAAUCGAAGGAGAUGCGUCAGCGCCGUCCCAACGCGCGCUGUCCUCUGAGAAAGUGCUGGCCUUCCGAGCGCCUUACUUGUGCAGACACGCGACUUUGCCGUCAUGUCCCUGGUCCCUCUGGAGGAGGAGGUGGUGCUGCCACUUGUCUCGUACCGGCACCAAGCGGUGCUCCUGUGGUACUCGUGCUGGUCGGUGAGCCGCACAGCUUUGUUUCGCGUGCCGGAUGGGAUGGGAUCAAGGGCUGUCUCUGA